GGGCAGGAUUGUCCCUUGGGCAGCCGCGUUAGAGUAGAUUCUCCAGGAAAGGCACAGAGACGGCUGGCUACCCCAAUAUUUUCUCGCGUAUAUUAAGAUCGAGGUGCCUUCGUUCGUUGCAGCCAUUAUUUUCUCUUCACCUCAUCGGUUCAUCUGACCAUCCUACCUUCGCUACAAACACCAGUCCUCAAUACUACAAAGACGACAAUUCAAUCGUUACCACAUUCAUUCUGCUUCUUCUUUUACCACACAAAACCAACCCACCCAAAAUGCAGUUCAUCUCUACCUUCCUCGCCCUGGCCGCCACCGCCUCGGCCGCCACCCUGGUGCCCCGCCAGCAGGCCUUCUUCGUCAAGUCCUUCCAGGCCGCCUGCAUCCCUCACAGCGUGCGCUGCACCUACUCGUUCAACAUCACCUCGGACCCGGCCGUGUUCCCCGAGGGCUCGCACUGCGAGAUCACCCUCAACGGGCCCGACAAGCUCCCGGCCGUCACCCAGGCCCCGUGCGACAACAGCCCCUUCAAGUUUGACGUCAAGCCCCAGGACGGAGGCCUCUACCUGGCCGCCUCGCAGCCCAUCAACUCGCGCACCAACCAGGACUACUGCCACAAGAUCCCCGCCGACCAGCUGGUCACCGACAACAACGGCGCCGUCCAGACCCAGAGGUACACUGGGCCCGCCGAUUUCCAGGUCUCCAUCUUUGAGUGCGACAGGAAGUAAGGGGAGAGAGAUUGGGCGCAAUGAGAAACAAGGAACAAUGUCUAGGGUAUCACGGGGAAAUGUCUACUGUUUGACCUGUGCUGCCAACAAUCAACUCAUAGAGCCUUGGAAUUGAUAUAGUUUUGAACCAUGAUAUGACUAUGUUUGACAGUGAUGAGAUGUGCAUGAUGAAGAAACGGAGGUGCAUGAAAGCGGCGACUCGCAUAGGGUAUUUUAAGUGUUGCUGAAGCAAAAAGAAGAAAAAAGAAAUUAACAUAAAAAAGAGGUUAUGUGUUGAUGGAAACAAAAAGUCAAGCUUUUUUCUCGCAUUUGAAAAAUGAAAGCAUAAUAUAGUUUGCAUUAAGUUUACAUCGUUUUUUUAUAUCUUAUUUGACAGUCUAUCCCUAAUCCCAUUUUCAUCUUCAUGAUUCGAAAUGAGUUUCGCU
This is a messenger RNA of Pyricularia oryzae 70-15, 1144 nucleotides long. RefSeq lists its product as uncharacterized. The record is from RefSeq and is a predicted model, not a curated record. Lineage: Eukaryota; Fungi; Ascomycota; Sordariomycetes; Magnaporthales; Pyriculariaceae. The coding region runs from base 270 to 719 and encodes 149 amino acids. The transcript has a single exon.